This is a messenger RNA of Cuscuta europaea, 1743 nucleotides long. Lineage: Eukaryota; Viridiplantae; Streptophyta; Magnoliopsida; Solanales; Convolvulaceae. The record is from the annotation of a GenBank genome assembly.
AAAAGAUUUCAAAAGGCCCAUUCCAACUCGCACAAAAAUAUUCGCCUCCAUCAAUAUAGUAUAUCUACACUUUUUGUUCUUGUUGCCUCUGCUUCCAGAGUUGUAUAUAAACAGAAGAAUUACGGAGUAUAAAAUUGUGUGGAUGUAUGCGGGCAGGUAUGGCGGUUUCAUUGUCUCUUUCGUCAUCGGCGGAAGCUAUUUCUAGCCCCAAUUUCAAUCUGAGGUGUUCAGAGACGUCGUCUUCGUCAUUGAAACCGAUCAGAGCUGUUAAUCUUUGCGAUAAUGCUUGUCCGAAGUUAAGCUUGAGUGUUGCCUGCACAACUGCCCCGUCGUUUCGGUCCAGAGUUUCUGCACUGUCUCGCGAAGGCCUGUCCGGCGGUGGUGGAACAGGCGGGGAAGAGCAGGCAGAUGAUAUUUUUCCCCAACACGACACAAAUGGAAUUGGGUUACUUUCUGAAGGGGCGCUUUCUUUUUCGCUGGGUUAUAUUGAUGGGAAACAAACAAGCCAUGAACAUAAUAUAAAUGAAAUACCGAAAAGGAUGAUGCCCCUUGGAGUCUCACUUGGAAGCACAACGGGGGGAGGAGGUACAAGAGCUGGGCUUUUCAGGGCCCCAAUAUCAGGCGGCGUACAAAGUGCUACCUCAGCUCAUGGUCUGCACAGACCUGCUUUAGCAGUCCGCAAUCUAAUGGAGCAGGCCAGGUUUGCUCAUUUAUGCACCUUAAUGUCUCGAAUGCAUCAUAGACGAGAAGGUUAUCCAUUUGGUUCACUUGUUGAUUUUGUUGCCGAUCCUAUGGGGCAUCCGAUACUUUUAUUGUCACCGCUAGCUAUACACACCCGAAACUUGUUAGGUGACCCAAGGUGUACACUAGUUGUCCAGGUUCCUGGAUGGACUGGCUUGUCAAAUGCUAGAGUAACUAUGUUUGGUGACAUCUACCCUCUUUCAGAAGAUCAACAGGAGUGGGCUCAUAAGCAAUUCAUAAUGAAGCAUCAACAAGGCCCUUCUCAACAGUGGGCAAACUUUUGUUACUUUAGGAUGAACAAUAUAAGUGAUAUAUACUUCAUAGGAGGGUUUGGAACGGUUGCUUGGGUUGAUGCCAAGGAAUAUGAGACCCUAGAGCCUGACAAGAUUGUUGUUCAAGGUACUGAAAAAUACCUACAGGAACUAAAUGCGGUGUUUUCAAAGCCCCUAAUAGAGCUAUUGUCCCAAGAAGCUGAGGUGGAUGAUGUGGCUCUCAUAUCAAUAGAUAGUAAGGGCACUGAUAUCCGUGUCCGUCAAGGGGCUCAGUUCAACAUUCAGAGGAUGUCAUUCGAAGCAGAACAUUCAAUUGAAACGCUUGAGGAAGCCAAAGAAGCGCUCUGGAAAUUGAUUGAUACAGGCAAACUCUACCAUUUGCAGAAGUGAACAUCUGCCCGAAGUUUUGUGGCAUUUAACACUUAUAUAUGGGAAGAUGACGCUUUUAACCCCUGAUCAAGUGAACUUAUAUUUAAUAGAGUAGUGACGCUACUUCUGCUCUGGGUUUGGUGCCAGGCUCCAACAGGCAAUAACAGAGUUGUCAUAAUACAAUGGAAAAAGGCUGAAACACGCUAACCAUUUCCAGGACUCAAUUGUAAUUUUAGCAACAUAAUCUUAUUUUUCACACUAGAGUAUACUUUACACUUCAUGGUAAGGAGAUUGAAUACAAUAAGUCAAUAAUCUUAUGAUUUUAUCUUGUGAUUCAAUAAAAUCAUCUGCAAGUAUGCAA